Mandrillus leucophaeus (drill) is the source of this 4119-nucleotide messenger RNA. RefSeq names its product transient receptor potential cation channel, subfamily V, member 3 (gene TRPV3). Lineage: Eukaryota; Metazoa; Chordata; Mammalia; Primates; Cercopithecidae. The record is from RefSeq and is a predicted model, not a curated record. Gene Ontology annotation, cellular component: membrane. Bases 180 to 2693 code for a protein of 837 amino acids. The transcript is spliced from 18 exons. Gene Ontology annotation, biological process: calcium ion import across plasma membrane. Gene Ontology annotation, molecular function: protein binding; calcium channel activity.
CUUCGACCUUGGCACCUGCAGCCUCCCCUGCCCUUUCCCCGGUGGGGGUGAGGCUGCUGUGUGGGUGUGGGGGUGACUCACACGGGCCACGUGGGCGGGCGGGCGGGCAAUGCAGCUGUGGCUGGUGGGCGUGGCCUGCCUGGCGCCGAGGGCAGGUGGCCGAGCCAGUUCUGCCUCUGAUGCCUCAUUCCAGCCAUCCCUCUGCCUGCAAUGAGAGCUUUCCACCGCCUCAGCCACAGUCCCACCCAGGGGCCUUGGGCCCCAGACAUGCGGUGAUCUCAGAGCAAGGGUUGCCACGACCACCCAGAACCUCACCAGCCAUGAAUGCCCACCCCAAGGAGACGGUGCCUCUCAUGGGCAAGAGAGUUGCCGCCCCCAGUGGGAACCCUGCUGUCCUGCCUGAGAAGAGGGCGGCGGAGAUCACCCCCACAAAGAAGAGUGCACACUUCUUCCUGGAGAUAGAAGGGUUUGAGCCCAACCCCGUGGCUGCCAAGACCUCUCCCCCUGUCUUCUCCAAGCCCAUGGAUUCCAACAUCCGGCAGUGCAUCUCUGGCAACUGUGAUGACAUGGACUCCCCCCAGUCUCCUCAGGAUGAUGUGACAGAGACCCCAUCCAAUCCCAACAGCCCCGGUGCACACCUGGCCAAGGAAGAGCAGAGGAGGAAAAAGAGGCGGCUGAAGAAGCGCAUCUUUGCAGCCGUGUCUGAGGGCUGCGUGGAGGAGCUGGUGGAGCUGCUGGUGGAGCUGCAGGAGCUUUGCAGGCGGCGCCGUGACGAGGAUGUGCCUGACUUCCUCAUGCACAAGCUGACGGCCUCCGACACGGGGAAGACCUGCCUGAUGAAGGCCUUGUUAAACAUCAACCCCAACACCAAGGAGAUCGUGCGGGUCCUGCUUGCCUUUGCCGAAGAGAACGACAUCCUGGGCAGGUUCAUCAAUGCCGAGUACACAGAAGAGGCCUACGAAGGGCAGACGGCGCUGAACAUCGCCAUCGAGCGGCGCCAGGGGGACAUCGCGGCCGUGCUCAUCGCCGCCGGCGCCGACGUCAACGCCCACGCCAAGGGCGCCUUCUUCAACCCCAAGUACCAGCACGAAGGCUUCUACUUCGGUGAGACGCCCCUGGCCCUGGCAGCCUGCACCAACCAGCCCGAGAUUGUGCAGCUGCUGAUGGACCACGAGCAGACGGACAUCACCUCGCAGGACUCGCGGGGCAACAACAUCCUGCACGCCCUGGUGACCGUGGCCGAGGACUUCAAGACGCAGAACGACUUUGUGAAGCGCAUGUACGACAUGAUCCUACUGCGGAGUGGCAACUGGGAGCUGGAGACCACUCGCAACAACGACGGCCUCACGCCGCUGCAGCUGGCUGCCAAGAUGGGCAAGGCCGAGAUCCUGAAGUACAUCCUCAGUCGUGAGAUCAAGGAGAAGCGGCUCCGGAGCCUGUCCAGGAAGUUCACUGACUGGGCAUACGGACCCGUGUCGUCCUCCCUCUACGACCUCACCAACGUGGACACCACCACGGACAACUCCGUGCUGGAAAUCACCGUCUACAACACCAACAUCGACAACCGGCAUGAGAUGCUGACCCUGGAGCCCCUGCACACGCUGCUGCGGAUGAAAUGGAAGAAAUUUGCUAAGUACAUGUUCUUUCUGUCCUUCUGCUUUUACUUCUUCUACAACAUCACCCUGACCCUCGUCUCGUACUACCGCCCCCGGGAGGAGGAGGCCCUCCCGCACCCCUUGGCCCUGACGCACAAGAUGGGGUGGCUGCAGCUCCUCGGGAGGAUGUUCGUACUCAUCUGGGCCACGUGCAUCUCCGUGAAAGAGGGCAUUGCCAUCUUCCUGCUGAGACCCUCGGAUCUGCAGUCCAUCCUCUCCGAUGCCUGGUUUCACUUUGUCUUUUUUAUCCAAGCUGUGCUUGUGAUACUGUCUGUCUUCUUGUACUUGUUUGCCUACAAAGAGUACCUCGCCUGCCUCGUGCUGGCCAUGGCCCUGGGCUGGGCGAACAUGCUCUACUACACGAGGGGGUUCCAGUCCAUGGGCAUGUACAGCGUCAUGAUCCAGAAGGUCAUUUUGCAUGAUGUUUUGAAGUUCUUGUUCGUAUAUAUCGUUUUUUUGCUUGGAUUUGGAGUAGCUCUGGCCUCACUGAUCGAGAAGUGUCCCAAAGACAACAAGGACUGCAGCUCCUACGGCAGCUUCAGCGACGCGGUGCUGGAACUCUUCAAGCUCACCAUCGGCCUGGGUGACCUGAACAUCCAGCAGAACUCCAAGUAUCCCAUUCUCUUUCUGUUCCUGCUCAUCACCUACGUCAUCCUCACCUUCGUUCUGCUCCUCAACAUGCUCAUUGCCCUGAUGGGCGAGACUGUGGAGAACGUCUCCAAGGAGAGCGAGCGUAUCUGGCGCCUGCAGAGAGCCAGGACCAUCUUGGAGUUUGAGAAAAUGUUACCAGAAUGGCUGAGGAGCAGAUUCCGGAUGGGAGAGCUGUGCAGAGUGGCCGAGGAAGAUUUCCGACUGUGUUUGCGGAUCAAUGAGGUGAAGUGGACUGAAUGGAAGACGCACGUCUCCUUCCUUAACGAAGACCCGGGGCCUGUCAGACGAACAGAUUUCAACAAAAUCCAAGAUUCUUCCAGGAACAACAGCAAAACCACUCUCAAUGCCUUUGAAGAAAUAGAGGAUUUCCCGGAAACGUCGGUGUAGAAGCGGAACCGGAGCCGGCGUGCGCGUGCGCUGUCUGGCGCUGCAGGCGGAGUCACGGCCCCUGCGGAGAGGCUUUGAGGGAUGAUGGAGUCCGGCUCUGCUGGUGUAGCAGCAGAGUGCACCCUCAUGCUCAGUGCUCAGUGGGUGUCUGAACUGAGGGGCAGUUGUCAGUUUGUCUGAAUGGAAAAUAUCCUGGAUUUUGUUACUGGGCAAGGAGUUGGUGUAAACCUACAGCCAGCAGCAGUCUGGAGCCUGGGAGCCUCCUGAAGUCCUGGGUGAAGCCUCUGGUUUUACCAGUUGCAGGUGGGCUUGGCUGGGAGAGAUGGGUGGCAGGGAAGGGGCAGGAGCCUUGAGGAGCAGGGAGAGGCGCCUUUCCUCCUGCCAGCUUCCCCCAGCCCCAGCCCACACGUUGUACCGUCUCUCCUGCUGUGACUGGGUUGCCUGAAUUUGGGGAGACCCUUGAUCCCAUCCCAGAGUGUGCCGGGGACGGAGGUAAGCUGGAUAUCCUGGGGGAGGAAGGGAAUGAGCUCGGGAAACAUCCUUCCGGAACCCUUCAGGGAAAAGGAGACCAUCCUUGGAGUGAACCUCGCCUGACGCCCCAAGGUUCACACUGCCUCAAGCUGAGACAGGUUUUUAGUAGCAUAAGUAAUACAGGGUUUAAAUUUUCAAUAUGGAAAAGACAUUUCAGUUAAGAAUGAAAAUUACUACAAUGAAGUAUGUGAUUUUAAAAGUGGAGACAGAUUGGGAGCUUUGGGGCUGGAUGUAAGUAUUAUAUAUUUGGCCUCAAGGUGCCCAGAGCCAGACAAAAAGCUUUUCUUCACACACACAAAAGUCUGCAUGAGACACGCCGGGCAAGUUCUGCUGGGCCGCCGCGAUCUGGGUGAAAGGGCCUGGCUCUUGUCCGUGUCCUGGCCUCGCAGUAGUGCCUGCCUCUGCGCUGGGAUCUUGGCUUCAGCUGAAGCAGAAAUAGCAGCUGCUCGAUCGAUGCCAUCUUAGAACUCAGCAGUUAGUCACAUACCUCAGUAUGUCUCAGUGGGGGAAUUUAACAAAAUGCCUCAACUGCUUUGGUACGAAGUAUUUUUUUUUUUAACUGUGAAUUUUGAAGCUGAAGGGGGAGCUUGUGAGAGAGAAGCCUUUGCCAAGACUUUGAGCUUAUUUUUAGGUCCUCAUCCUCUGAUGUUCUCCUUCUGAAAUGAGACGGAGUCAGUCUGGGGGCAGAGGUGAAGUGGAGACGGAAGGAUUUGCCAGGUGACUGGGGCCGAAACCACCAGAAAAUCCACUCUGCCACCAUUAGCUAGUGAAAGGAUUCAUGUAAAGAUGUUCGAGGUGGAAUUAUAAAAAUAGUAACCGUGAAUGUUAAUCUUAAAUAGCAGAAAUAGAAAUUUGGCCUUCAGAUAACGUGGCGAUUGAUUAGUUCAUCUGGCUU